Harmonia axyridis is the source of this 1369-nucleotide messenger RNA. RefSeq names its product MYG1 protein. Bases 190 to 1314 code for a protein of 374 amino acids. The transcript is spliced from 6 exons. The record is from RefSeq and is a predicted model, not a curated record. Gene Ontology annotation, cellular component: nucleus; cytoplasm. NCBI's taxonomy places the organism in Eukaryota, Metazoa, Arthropoda, Insecta, Coleoptera, Coccinellidae.
AAAUAGCUCCUAUUUGAACUAUUCACUCAAUAGGUGUUUCACAAGGAAUGAAAUGAUUCUAACAUUAUAUUAAUGAUUAUUAUCAAUGAAUUACAAUUUCCUUUGCGAUUUAUAAUUAUUAAUAAUUCACCUGAAUUUUAAAAUAUUUGAUAUGCGCAUAUAUUUAUCGAGUAUAACCUCAAAUUACGAAUGGCUUUCAACAAUAACCUUCUUAAAAGAUCUUGUUCUUUGGUGAAGGUUCUGGAGGAUGUGUGGCAAGGCUUUAGCAUUAUGGCAUCAAAUAAUAAAAGCUUAAAAAUGGCUAAGAAAAUUGGAACUCAUAACGGUGUAUUCCACUGUGACGAAGUUUUAGCGUGCUAUAUGUUGAAGAAAUUACCCUUGUAUAAAGAUGCUGAUAUUGUGAGAACUAGAGAUGAGGCAAUUCUAUCUACUUGUGACAUAGUGGUUGAUGUGGGUGCAGUAUAUGAUCCUGUGAAAUGUCGAUUUGAUCAUCACCAAAGAAAUUUUGUUGAAACGUUAUCAUCCAUUAGGCCAGAUUUAGUAAAAAAUAAGUUCAUUAAAUUGAGUUCAGCUGGCUUGGUCUAUGCUCAUUAUGGUUUAGACGUUAUAUCAGAAAUAUGCAAUUCUCAUGAUAUAAGCUUAGAUUCAGCUUCACUGAUAAAUCUGUUUGCUUAUGUUUAUGAUAUUUUUGUUGAAGAAAUGGAUGCUAUUGAUAAUGGUGUAGCUAUGUAUCCUGAGGGAAAACCUUUAUAUAGAAUCAAUACUAAUUUAAGUUCUAGAGUUGGAAGGUUAAAUCCCAAAUGGAAUGAACCUGAAAGGAGCUCAAAUAUAGACAAUUUGUUUCAAAAGGCUAUGGCUUAUGUUGGAGCUGAAUUUGAAGAAUGUAUAUUAGAGGCAGCAACAGUAUGGUGGCCAGCUAGGGAAAUAGUUAAAAAAUCUAUCAAAGGAAGGCAUGAAGUACAUCCUUCUGGGGAAAUAUUUCUUCUAGAGGAAAGGUGUUCUUGGAAAGAUCACUUAUAUGCAGUUGAAGAAGAGCUUGGAAUUGAAGGGGAAUUGAAAUUUGUAAUUUUCAGUGAUAUAUCUGGGAGUUGGAGAGUGCAAGGGAUUCCAGUACAACCUGACAGUUUUAUUUGCAGAGUUUUUCUUCAUAGAAGUUGGAGAGGUGUAAGAGAUGAAGAUUUAUCAGUAUUGUCAGGUAUUGAAGGAUGUGUUUUUUGUCAUUCUACUGGUUUUAUUGGAGGUAACAAAACUAAAGAAGGAGCUCUUGAAAUGGCCGUCAGGAGCUUGAAUGCAUCUACUGCCGAUAAGGAGUAAUCUAUAAUUAGAAUUAAGUUUAAUUAAUUCGGUGAAUUAAAGGUUCUCAACAGUU